UGGGGGGAGGCGCCGCGGGGCCGGGCGGCCAAUGGGAGGAGGAGGAAGAGCGGGAGGGGGGGUGACAUUGAGCGGCGGCCCCGCAGUGUACCACUGGGUGGAGAUGCGCGCCAAGAUGCGGAUCAUGGGCUUCCGCGGCGCCGCCGUGAAGCCGCUCAACGAGGAGGCGGCGGCGGAGCUGGGCGCCGAGCUGCUGGGCGAGGCGAUCGUGUUCGGCGUGGGCGGGCUCUGCAUCUACCUGGAGUACGCGCGGCAGGCGGGCCAGGCCCGGCGCCGCGAGGAGGAGCAGGCCGCGGCGCUGCGCGAAAUGGCGGCCGGCCUGGAGCGCAUGCGCGCCGAGCUCGACGCGCUGAAGGCGGCCAGCGGCGGGGGCGGGGCCGAGACGGGCCCUGCGCACGGCCCCGCCCCCGGCCCCGCCCAUUAAAGCGCCCUCGCGCUCUUCCCGCCGGCGGUCUCCUCGGGGGGCGGGGCCGCAGCGCGGGGGCGGAAAGGGUGCGGGGUAUGUGACAGUAGGCGUGGCC
Molecule: messenger RNA, 521 nt
Organism: Oxyura jamaicensis (ruddy duck)
Lineage: Eukaryota; Metazoa; Chordata; Aves; Anseriformes; Anatidae
Gene: OPA3
Product: outer mitochondrial membrane lipid metabolism regulator OPA3
Exons: 2
Coding region: 32-424 (130 amino acids)
Biological process (GO): regulation of lipid metabolic process
Cellular component (GO): mitochondrion
Source: RefSeq, a predicted model, not a curated record